UCACCGCCGCCUCCUCCUCCCCGCGCCGCCUCUCCCUCGACUUCGUCCCCGACCUCUCCCACUUCGUCCUCCUCUACUCCCACCUCGGGCUCCUCCUCCUCCGCCACCGCGAACGCCACGACGCCUUCCUCGUCUGCGACCCCGUCUCCCGCCGCCACGUGCUGUUCCACCCGCCGCCGGUGGACGAGUACUCCAGUGGCGGGAUAUUCAGCGCCGCGCUCCUCUCCCGCGACGACGCGGCGGCGGGGGACCCCGGCGGCGACGGCGGGGGGCUGCGGUUCGGGGCCGUCUGCGUCGCCGUCAACCUCGGCCGCCCGUGCGCCUGGGUCGGCACGUACCGCGACGGCGAGUGCCUUUGGAUCUCGCGAGGUCGCCAUCGAGUUCGACCCCGACUUGCUGGAGUGCCUCACCGUGCGCGCCGCGGGGAGCCUGUACUGGCACAUCCGCAACAACUCCUGGACGCUCGCGCUGGACACCGCCACGCUGCAGUUCUCCUUCCUGCGGGCGCCGGCGGCGAUGUGGGACUCGACCUCCCACCACAGGUACCGCGUCGGGGAGAUGCCGGCGUCGGACGGGCGGCUGUGCGUCGCCUCGCUGGAGCCGCCGGGGCUGCUGGAGCUCUGGGUGCGGGGGAGCGGCGAAUGCAGCGACCACGGGUGGGUGAUGGAGAGGCGCGUGCGCAUGCUGGAGGUGCUCGACGCGGUUCCAUGGCUGCCAAGAAACGUCCUGCUCCGGCACUUGGUCCUCUGGCUGAGCGACAUCGACGCUGGCCGCACCGGCAAGGUGUUCAUCGCCACCGCUGGAUUCGGGCGCUUCUCGUACCAUCUGGACACCGGCGAGAUGGAGUGCUUGGCAACAGAAGACGGCAUGGAGUACGGCCAACCCAUAUUCCCCUACAUCUCGGCUACAGCCGAUGGCUGAAUUUUUCAGGGUGGUGGAUUGGUGGUAGGAGGUAACAGCACAGGUUCCUUUUUGGGGGUCUACAGUCAGCUCAGAUACUUGAAUUUGUGGAUAGCUAUAGUUCAGAAGCUAGGAACCUCUAAUUUUGUGUGUCAAGAUGACAACGUCUAGGUGGGGUUUCAACUUACUUAGGGAAACAUACUCUGGACCAUGUGAUACUCCGAAUACACCAAACUAUAUUCGGUAAUUUACUCAUGUCCUUAACAAGGAUAGUUUGACAGCAAUCUAUGGUUCUAUCUGGAGGAUUUAACCCCCAAACUAUGUUAUGCAUGAUGGGAGUGCUUGUUAUCUAUCCGUUGUACUCCGAUGAUUCUGAUAA
Molecule: messenger RNA, 1279 nt
Organism: Oryza sativa Japonica Group (Japanese rice)
Lineage: Eukaryota; Viridiplantae; Streptophyta; Magnoliopsida; Poales; Poaceae
Source: RefSeq, a predicted model, not a curated record